CUGGCGUUUGUUUCAACGCAUGCGCGUUAGUAACUGUAAAAAUGCCUGUAUUUUUCCGCCAGUAGGGGGCAGUGGUGCUUCGAGCUGCCGUGUUUACCUUCACGGAGGAAACUAGUGAAGAAGACAAAGCGACACUACAGAGAAGACCGUUAGCUAUAAGCUAGUACAUAAACGCAACAUAUCAAAAUGUCUCACUAACAAAAGAAGCAGCCGUGAGAUAAAUUCUUAUGCAGCGGAGGAAAGGAGAGGCUUUAAUAAACAUCUCCUGACAGAGCCCAACUCUUACCCGAUAGCAUGGAGAAGCAGCUGCAUUUGAACCUGCUAGCCUCCAGACCUCCCAUGGCAGGUGGUUUUCAGUCCAGCUCCAAAAUGAAAAUGGGACCUGGCAGGAAGAGAGAUUUCACCCCUCUGCCCUGGAGUCACUACUUUGAAACCAUGGAAGAUGUUGAGGUGGAGACUGAAAAUGGCAAAGAUAUUUUCAGAAUUUACUGCAGUGGCUCCCACGGUCCCGUUCUGUUCCUGCUCCACGGAGGAGGACACUCUGCACUUUCCUGGGCGGUGUUUACUGCCGUCAUAUACAACAGGAUCAACUGCAGAGUGGUGGCUAUGGACCUUCGAGCUCAUGGAGACACCAAAGUUAAAAAUCCUGAAGAUCUUUCUGCAGACACAAUGGCAAAGGAUAUUGGCAAAGUAGUGGAGGUCCUCUAUGGAGAGAACCCCCCUCCAAUCAUGAUUAUAGGACACAGUAUGGGGGGAGCUAUCGCCGUUCACACAGCCAGCGCCAAUCACGUGCCAUCCCUCCUUGGUCUGUGCGUCAUCGAUGUUGUAGAAGGUACGGCAAUGGAUGCUCUGAACAGUAUGCAGAAUUUCCUCAGAAGUCGGCCAAAGACGUUCAAGUCUCUUGAGAACGCCAUAGAGUGGAGUGUCAAAAGUGGCCAGAUUAGAAACUUAGAGUCAGCACGUGUGUCGAUGGGAGGCCAAGUGAAGAAAUGCGAGGAGUCCACCGACAAUCCAAGUGUAACCAACAGCAUUGGUGAAGGCAUUAUCGAGGAAGAGGAGGAUGAAGAGGCAGCGGAGGAGUCAAACAAGAAAAGGAUGAAGGAAGAUGAACAAGAGGUGAAAAAGGAGAGCGUGUUCACCUGGAGAGUGGAGCUGUCAAAGACGGAAAAAUACUGGGAGGGUUGGUUCAGAGGUCUGUCUGCCCUCUUUCUCUCCUGCGCUGUGCCAAAACUGCUCCUUCUCGCAGGAGUGGACAGGCUUGACAAAGACCUUACAAUUGGACAGAUGCAAGGGAAGUUUCAGAUGCAGGUCCUCCCUCAGUGUGGUCAUGCUGUUCAUGAGGAUGCACCUGAAAAAGUAGCAGACGCUCUUGCUUCAUUCAUGGUCCGACACAAAUUCACCGAGUUUAAGGAGGGAUACCUGUGCUAAUUUCCUGUUCAGACAUGGCCAGCAACCGUAGAAGAAACAGUUCAAGAUUCAUUCAUAUUGUUGACCAUUUUAUGAGCAAAGUUAAUAAAAUAUGACCUUAUUAUUGUAAUUAUGUUGUUUUUGUUAUAUACCGGUAGUUCUUUUUGCCUUUCAGCUUUGCCUUAUUCUUAUUUAAAAGCAUU
This is a messenger RNA of Nematolebias whitei (Rio pearlfish), 1610 nucleotides long. It is a transcript of the gene ppme1, whose product is annotated as protein phosphatase methylesterase 1. Gene Ontology annotation, biological process: protein demethylation. The record is from RefSeq and is a predicted model, not a curated record. The transcript has 14 exons. Gene Ontology annotation, molecular function: protein methylesterase activity. NCBI's taxonomy places the organism in Eukaryota, Metazoa, Chordata, Actinopteri, Cyprinodontiformes, Rivulidae. Bases 295 to 1428 code for a protein of 377 amino acids.